GGUCGUCGUCGUGACGGCAGUAGUAGCAGCAGCCAGCGAGCAAGUAAGCCUCGACUCAGGCAGGCUAAAGGAGAGUUUGUUGUAGCUUGGCUCGUACAUAGCUAUUAAAACUGAGCGUCGCGAUGGAGGAUUAUCCAUCGGUGCACGGAUCGUUGACGAUGAAGCAGCACCAGCAAUUAGACACUCGAGGUGUAGCAGUGUCAGCAUCGCGGUGAGUGGGGCUGUACAGCGACGAUUGGGGCUCAGCAGUAUCAGCAUCAGUAGCAGGAGGAGGAGAGUUUGGCCGGCCUGCGUCGUCGUCCCUUGGCUUUCUCGACAAAACGAAGAAAAUGGUCAUGAUGGCCGGUAUGGACGAGCACGAGCGCAAAGUCGUGGUCGAAUUCUGCCACCUGCUCGAGAAGAGUAAGCAGCUGUUCAACGGGUUGCGCGAUCUGCCACAGUACGGACACAAACAGUGGCAGGCCUACUUCGGCAGGACAUUCGACAUCUACACCAAACUUUGGAAGUUUCAACAGCAACACCGUGCCAUCCUCGACAGCAAAUACGGACUGAAAAGAUGGCAGAUCGGAGAGAUAGCAAGUAAAAUCGGCCAGCUGUAUUAUCACUACUACCUAAGGACGAGCGAAACGAGUUACCUCCAUGAAGCCUAUUCCUUCUACGCGGCGAUACGAGGCCGCGCUUAUUACAGCCGUGCAGCCAAGGAGGACAGAAGCGAUCUCAUGGUCAAAAAGCUUAGGUAUUACGCGCGGUUCAUUGUAGUAUGCUUGCUGCUGAAUAAGAUGAAGCUGGUACGUGAGUUGGUGCAAGAGUUAGACGCGCAGAUCGCCGAUUACAGUAGCACGUACGAGCCGGACGAUCAAGUCGAGUGGAAUCUCGUACUCGAUGAGAUCAAAGCAUUCGUCAAAGCCGAGGCGGCAAUCGCGGUAUUACAUACCGAUACAAAUGCUCCUGUUGUGUUGACCCAUCGAGUUGGUCAACUUACCUCGCCGCCGAUCGAACGCUCGCCACCCAUGUGCCUAUCUCUACAGGAGAUCCUCAUCGUCGGUAAUUGUGCCGAUCAGGUGAAAUUCAGCGAGCUAUCGAUGGAUAUGUUCAGGAUGCUGCAAACAUUGGAACGCGAGCCACGAGAUGAUCCAAAUCACCUGCACGACGCAUCGCCAGCAGGUCGGAUGCCGUUCAGGCCUGGUCCAUAUCCAGCGGAAAAUGGAGCGCCAAGGCGUGACAAUCCGCACAAGUAUUUACUUUACAAGCCGACCUAUAGCCAGGUACAGGUAUUCCUUGCGAGUGGCUUUAAGGAAUUACCUGUCAAUGGUGCAUUAUUGCUUUAUCUAUCGGCGGACGGUUGCUUUUCAACGGUCAAGAGGCCCGAAGAAAUGGGUUACGACCUUGGUGGCGUAUCAACGUCGUCGAAGCGCGAGCUGGACGCACAUGGCAUAACGAAGCAACAACGUCUUGCCGGCGCCAAAGAGCCCCACUGCCUCUAUCCUGGCGACCUGUACCCUUACACACGGAAGCCGCUGUUCGUUGUGGUAGACUCGGACAAUAGUUUCGUGUUCCAGCAGAUACCGCGUUACUUUGGCCAGCCGUUGAUGGUGCUGAUGUCACCGCAAGAUAUACCAUCUGGAUUGCGCGACUUGAGACACGCGGGCAGUCUGUUCACGCUCUUUUUGCACUCGCCAUUGGCAGCUUUUUGCCUUAUCUGCAAUGUGGACACGCUGCAGCUUCAUCACUGGGAGCGAUGCCAGCGCUACGUCGAGCAGUUUCUCAUCGAGGCAUGCCGACUUGUACUACGCUCACGAUGCGAAUCCAGCGUGCUACAAUUCUUCGGCGACGACUUUCUGCGACUGCUGCUGUUACGUUACAUCUUUUGCGACGUGGUGUUACACCUGCACCGUUCGUUUCGCAGUCGACAACAGAGGCCAAGAUGCCAUCCACCGUUACCCGAAGCUGACGUAUUGGAGCAUCCGCAACUACAUCAUCUAGUACUCGAUCUCGCCAAUUGUCUCGACGUACGCGAUCACUUCCCAGACAGCAACGAGCUCGCCUGACCCCGGCGUUUGCCGGCUUCCGUUGACUUCGCCGAUCAGCAUUGGGAACAGCAGUACCGUUCGACGCCAAAGCAGUCGCAUCAUUACGGGCCGAGCCGCGACUACGACUACGAGUACGACUAUGAUGCUGGCCGAGGUGGCAGUUACACAUACAACAAUAAAGUUGCCUCCUUGCGCCACUGAAAGAAGUCCACUAGAAAGAAAAAAAUGAAAAGAAACAAACGAACGGGGAAGCCGGUGGUUAUUACUCCUCUCUUCUUUCUCUCCCGCAUCCCAUUAUUAUUAUUAUCAAAACAAAAACAUUCGGUUUUUCUACUCAUGUGCGCUAUCUGCAAACAACCCACUGCAAAUUCUUGGGCGACUUUGCUUUCGCCGUCUCAAGUAUUACUAUUUGUAGGUUAAAGUAGGUAAGAGGGGCUAUUGAAUUUCUAUUAGUGCAAUGACGUGAGAUUGCAAAGAAUUAUUAAUGAAGUAUGGCGGUUAUUUAAUGUUUACGGUGAUGAUGAUUGUCUCGCUUUAAAGAGUAUGGCUUUUUUGUACGUGGAGAAUGAUGUUGUUAAGGAUUUUAAAUAAGUGUAUAGAAUUGUUUGUAAUGCCAAAUUUUUCAGUUUUAUCUCUCUUUUUAUUGAGGAGAAAUAGUAAAUAAUUGUUUGUUUCUUCGCGAAAAAGAUUCAGUACAAUAAUGUUUAUAACAUACACAUUUCGAUAUGUGAUUUUUUUCCUUUUAGAGGAGAGCAUUAAGCCAUUUUACCAUGCUUUUAAAAGUUACUUAAGUGCUAGUCCAUUGGUUUAAUAAGAUAUAAGGAGAAGAAUCACGCAAGAAUUUGCAGCAGGUUUGCCUUUCCUUCGUAAAAGGAUCAGAAGAAAAAAAACCAAGGUUCAUCAAGCUUAUUUGUUUCAAUAGUAUAUUAGCAGAUGAUAUAGAUUUUUAUCUUAUUAAAUCAAUACAUCGUAUUCGAAAACGAACUACGAUUAUAAACUAAUUACUUGAUCUCCACGUCGUCUGAUGAAAAAUAAAAAAUGAAUUUUGUUGCUGAUAUUGUAGCUGAUAAAGAUCUAUUAUAGAACUGUUGAUUCUCAAAGAAAGCAAAAGAAGUAAAUCUACCUUUUCCAUUCAAGCAAGGAAACUUGAAAAAAAGUAAUGUAUAUUUUCUGUACUAAUAACUCAGUAUAAGGAAUAUAGUUAAAUUUGAUAAAGAGAAAGAUGACAAAAAGACAGACGUUAUAAAUAUUAGCGUAAAUUCCGUUGCGAGAUCUCGCACUGUAAGAUAAUUGUAAAGUUUUUAAAAGCAACGGUAACUUCUACAAUUAUAAAUACUUAGCUAGGAAAAAAAAUUAACAAAAAAAAAUACAAGUUCAUAAUAAAGCUAGAGUUUAUUGAUUUAUUGUCAGAGAACACGAAAUAAAUUAUGAGGAUGUUGUGAAAUACUCAAUUAAGAUUUAAUUAAACAAGAGUUGUAACUCUUAACAAGCGCUUUAACUUCACUGAAUUUUUUGAGACUAGCAAAUGACAAAAAAAUGAAAUAUAAAUAUAUGAUAUAUACAUACUGAAAAUGUAAUAUAUACAAAAAACAAAAAAUUAUAGUAUAUGAAUCUUAAUGCAUUUUCUUUUAAAGAAAAAAAAACAAGUAAUUAGCCUUAAGAUAUGGAUUUAUCUUGCUCUUUAAAAAGAAUUGAUUUAUUUGUAAAGUCUCUUACGGCUAAAGACACCUUAUAGUAGAAGGAAAUAAUUCCUAAAUUUUAGCUGCAACACUUUUUAGAAAAUUCCUUGAUAUUUUUAUCAACGCUACAUCACUUAUACCUUUUGACUUCAAUUGCAGUAACUUAGUCUUGACUAGAAAAGCAUGUUAAAUAUUCGACUUUAAUCUUUGGAACUUUUUAGUAUUUUUAUUUCGAGAUUUGGAUCGUUCUUAUAUAUAUAUAAUCUCCAAUUAGUCAACUAAUUAAGAACAAAAAACACAAUAUUUAUUAAAACUCUUGUGAUUCAUGAUGAAGUUCUGAUAAAUGCCAACUUUACUCUGCAUUGUACUUGCGUUUAUUUCAUUGAUAUAUAAGAAUAAAUUGACGAUCUAAAUCUCUCCCACACAUACAUACACUCACCGUUGAUGCACGCGCAUAGAGAAAAAAAGUGUUCGUUCGACGCUCGACAGCGUUCGAAGUUUUGCGAUAAUUGCAAUUAUUAAUUACGUCGUCUCGAGUACGAAAUGUGUAGUUAGGUAAUGUCGAGCAUACGCCGAUGAUGAAAUAUAUAAAACAAAUUUAACAAGUGUGUGUCUUAUUGCCUGUAUGAACGGACAUAUACUCCAUACAUUACACGUGUACUUGAGCGAAAUGCGCCUGCGACUACUGUGAUUCCCUUUUUUACAGUAACUUUUAAUCAUAUGGACUUUGAAACUCUAGUUUGUGGUCUCUAAUUACUUUUUUCGGAUGUAAGUGAACGUUUUUACAUCGAUCGAGAUUUUUUUCUUUUGUUUUUUGUUUCUUUUUAUUACUUAUGUUUUGUGAGAGACGACUGUUCAAUUAUAUAUAUAUAUUGCUGCUGUUGUAUUUCAGUUUCUCGCGAAUGAGAAAGGAAAAAUAAUAAAAAAAACAUACUUAUCAUAAUUAUUUCUGACAUAUCCUUAUCUAAGAUGUAAACAUACAUAUGGCCGUAUACAUAAAAAGCUCUGAAAAAAUAAUAAAUUAUAAUGCGACAAAAUGAAUAACAAUCGAAAAAGAAUAAUAUAUAAAGUCUGUAUGAAAAAAAUAACAUUUUGACAUUAAAACAUGCUUUUAUUGUCUGUGAUUGAAGCAAAAUAAUGAAGUUGAAAAAAAUAAAAAAAAUAUAUACAAUAAUAUAUUAUCCACAUCUAUUAUAACAAUUAUCACCGAUAACGGCAACAACAAAUGCUUUAUAAAUAAAUGAGAAAAAAAUACGUUACACUCCAAAGGUGUAAACAUAAUUAAUUUUGAGACUUAUCGGCAGUCGAGUGUGCUUGAAAAGAGAAAAAGCUAUUAUAUAGCGAAUAGGCGAAAUCAGUAAAAAAAAAAGUAAAAGGCGAGUGCUUGUGCGUGAUGUGAGUAUAAUGCUGAGCGAUACUCGAUCGAGAAAGUCUGUUUAAUUGAAAGAUUUUUCGCUUGUUGCGCCCGACGAAAUUUUCUACUUCAGUUUGUUUAUUAUAUUAUGAACAUAAUAUACAUAAGGUGUAUAUAUAUAUACACACACAAACAUGAAAAUACACACACACAUAUAAAUAUAUAUACAACAAGCUUUUACUUUUGGUUGAAUGACGAUGUAAAUGGAAGUCAAAUAAAAAAAAAAAGAAAAAAAUACAAGAGAAACGCACGUAAAAACCAAGCGUGUUAAUUUAUAUACGUUAUGUGUAUUGCUCCUAUUUAAAUACAAUGGCAUCGAUUUUACACGUAUCCACGUGUGUAAUUUUAAGUCAAUGUAUUUCAAAUUGGAGCAACUAUAUAAUGAGUAUAAUUUUAUACACUUGGUUUUAUCGUGUAGCCAUACAAAUUGUUGAAUUAAGAGAAACAAAAAAAUAGCGCGAUUUUCUACAGAAUAAGUAUUUUGUGAUCCAGCUCGAGAUGAGGAUGAAUGCGUCGCUGAAAAAAAAUGGACUGUAAACGGACAUCUUGCGGUUUUAUCCAUAAUGUAAACGCUCUAAAUCUAUAAUAGUGGAAAAAAAAGAGUCGGAACAUACACACAAAAGUUGUUGACACGGCGAGUGAGUUUUUCCGGUGAAUGUUUCGUUGAUAUAUUUCACGCGUCGCCUGUAAAUUUUCGCUCUUCGAGGUCGCGCGGAUUGUAAAAUAAUUUUAUACGAGUGACGAUUGCUUAAAAAAAAAAUAAUAAUAAAUCUUUACAUAGUUAAGAUGUUCGCGCGGCUGUGAGCGAAAAAUGGGAUACGCGGGAAAAUUGAGAACGAAUUCAACGGCUCGCCGCCCGCUACGUUUUUGAAAAAUCUACGGACAACGUUGAAUUAUAGGCUCUGUGUUAUGAAUAAAAUUUCAUGCUCUU
Messenger RNA from Phymastichus coffea, 6054 nucleotides. RefSeq names its product protein SCAI. Gene Ontology annotation, biological process: DNA-templated transcription. Gene Ontology annotation, molecular function: transcription corepressor activity. NCBI's taxonomy places the organism in Eukaryota, Metazoa, Arthropoda, Insecta, Hymenoptera, Eulophidae. Gene Ontology annotation, cellular component: nucleus. The coding region runs from base 330 to 2048 and encodes 572 amino acids. The transcript has 7 exons. The record is from RefSeq and is a predicted model, not a curated record.